Molecule: messenger RNA, 3630 nt
Organism: Ylistrum balloti
Lineage: Eukaryota; Metazoa; Mollusca; Bivalvia; Pectinida; Pectinidae
Product: biogenesis of lysosome-related organelles complex 1 subunit 6-like
Exons: 5
Coding region: 1-558 (185 amino acids)
Biological process (GO): intracellular transport
Cellular component (GO): transport vesicle; BLOC-1 complex; extrinsic component of membrane
Source: RefSeq, a predicted model, not a curated record
AUGAGUGGAGAAGCUAGUGCAGCAGAAGAUGAGAAAACCCCUGGAGAUGUGGCCGAAAUAGCUGUUGAAACUAAAGAUGAUAAAAGUAAUGUUCCUAUAGAAGACAAGGAAAAAGAUGAGGAAGUGGAUGACAGUGUCCCUAUAGACCCGGCUAUUAUAGAGAAGUUGACGUUAGGAACCCUGGAACACUACCUUCCAAACCUGCAGAAAUCAAAGAGCUCACUCAACGAAAUCCUACAGAACCAGGGUAUACUUAUAGAGACAAUACAACAAGAAAACACAAAGUUUGCAGAGUGUAAAGCGAUGGAGGAUCUGGUAGAAACGAUGACUCAAGCAAAAAAAUAUUAUGCCAGACUGAACAACCUACGAAAGGAGAUGCAGUCAUUGUCUGACCGGUCUUUUAAACUCAAGAAAAGGGCUUUGAAAUUACAACAACAGAAGCAGAAAGAAGAGUUGUUGAAGGAAGAACAAAGGGAAAAGGAACAGGACAGAGAAAGGAUGCUCACAGCCAAAGUAGCUAACAAAGACUCUACUCUGUCACCCCCUAUAAUGAUGUAACGCCUUGUACUAGAGAGUGACCAGGUUUUAAAAGUGGCUGUUGUUGAAGAAUUACAAACUAGAAAUUAAUUAGAAGUAGGACUGAAAUUGAGACACUGUCCAUUUGUAGUCGCUGGUUAUGGAGAUAAUUCUCAUGUUAGGAACUGAGAGAAUUGUCUGUAUGGUCUUAGUCUCAAGAUUUCAUAUACCAUGAAGCUGCUCUCUCUACUUCAAUUGUCCCAGCUGUUUUGUGAGGGACAUAUAAAACUAACCAUAUCCGUCAUGUCCUGUACUGUCCUGUUCCAAAUCUAUGUCAUAGCGAUAGAACCUCUCCAUAGGUUUGGUUCAUAUUUACACCAUAGUAUCAUGUCUGAUGAACAUUUCCUGGGCUUUUAUGUCUGAUGGAAAUUUACUAGUUUUAAAAAAAAUUCUCCUGGUUUUAAUGAUGGUCAAGAAUUUGAUGAGCAAAAUGAAAUCACCCUUUUUUGUGUCUGUAUCCAUGUUUCUUUUAAAAUUUACACCAUUAAACUCUGUGAGAAAGUGGACCAGCACAAGGAAGUCGUAGGGAGACUUCUCCAGAUGGUAGUCUUAUAUUCAAAGGGAGAAUACUCCAGACUGAGACAUGUUUUUAAUGGGAGACUUCUCUAGAUCAUGGGCAUGUUCUCAAAGGGGGACUACUACAGAACAAAGACGUGUUCUCAAACAGAGACUACUCCAGAAUAAAAACAUAUUUUGUCAAAACACAGAAUUAUUUGAUACUGAAAAACUUAUCCAAAAAGUGAUAUUAUACCUUAAUUUUGUAGCUUCAAGUGACAUUGUAAUUAGGAAUCUAUUUAUAGACGUGCAGUCCAGACUAGAUGUAAAUUUUAUAAGGUUUAAACAAGGAGUGUCUUUCUCAAACUGGCGACUUAACAAAAUAUUACACUAUCAUGUAUUGUUUUCUACAGAUGUUGAUGAUGAUAUACAUUAUAUAAGUUAGAAAAUUUAAUUCUCUUCUCACCAAUUUCUAGUUUGGGACCAAACUUUUACACUGAAGAUUACAAAAUAAACUAAAAUAGCUAAAGACUCCUAGUGACAAAACACAGGUAUUAGAAUUAGUGAAGAGACAAUAGUUAAGACACAGCCUACGACUGUUUACUUAUCACUACUUCUCAUUCAUUGUCUUCACAGUACUAUGUACGUUUGCAGAUUGUAGCAUAAAGACUAUUUCGCUUUUUGGAUUAACAUAAUUGAACAAACAUUCAUCAACGUGCCUCAAACAACACUAAAUAGUUCACCAUAUUACUGUGUAUUAUUUUUUGUGCAAUAUUUUUCUAUAACAUUCUAUUGUUGACUGUUACUGUGUGUGUCAUAUUAUCAUUUCCUCUUCAAACUGUCCAUAUGUAUAUAUUGUGGCCAGGUGUUUAAUGGGAUUAACCCCCUAGUCAUCCACCUCUGGGUAGCAGGUUUGAUCCACCUCUGGGUAGCAGGUUUGAUCCACCUCUGGGUAGCAGGUUUGAUCCACCUCUGGGUAGCAGGUUUGAUCCACCUCUGGGUAGCAGAUUCGAUCCACCUCUGGGUAGCAGGUCUGAUCCACCUCUGUGUUGUGGGUUUGAGACCUACGUAGGGCAAUUGCCAGGUACUGGCUGUAGUUUGGUGGUUUUUCUCCGGAACUUCAGCUUUCCUUUGCCACCAAAACUUGUCAACACUGAUAAAUAUGACUGGUAAAUUACACUGGUACAUAUAACACUGGUAUAUAAAACACUGGUAAAUAUUACACUGGUAUAUAAAACACUGGUACAUACAACACUGGUAUAUACAACACUGGUAUAUACAACACUGGUAUAUACAACACUGGUACAUACAACACUGGUAUAUACAACACUGGUAUAUACAACACUGGUACAUACAACACUGGUACAUACAACACUGGUAUAUACAACACUGGUAUAUAAAACACUGGUAUAUAAAACACUGGUACAUACAACACUGGUAUAUACAACACUGGUACAUACAACACUGGUACAUACAACACUGGUAUAUAUAACACUGGUAUAUAAAACACUGGUACAUACAACACUGGUACAUACAACACUGGUAUAUACAACACUGGUAUAUACAACACUGGUACAUAUUACACUGGUAUAUAUAACACUGGUACAUACAACACUGGUACAUAUUACACUGGUAUAUAUAACACUGGUAUAUACAACACUGGUACAUAUUACACUGGUAUAUAUAACACUGGUAUAUACAACACUGGUAUAUAAAACACUGGUAAAUAUUACACUGGUACAUAUGACUGGUACAUACAACACUGGUAUAUACAACACUGGUAUAUACAACACUGGUAUAUAUAACACUGGUACAUAUAACACUGGUACAUAUAACACUGGUAUAUACAACACUGGUAUAUACAACACUGGUAUAUACAACACUAGUAUAUACAACACUGGUACAUAUUACACUGGUACAUAUGACUGGUAAUUACAACACUGGUACAUACAACACUGGUAUAUACAACACUGGUAUAUAAAAGCUGGAAUAUAAUGCUUAUCUAGUGAGGACUUCUCUUUAUACAGUUGAACCCCUGUUUAGGAAGUCUGACGUCGGAGGACCAAAUCCAAGCAGAAGCUAUUUACACAAAAAUGUGAGGUAUUUUACUGAGAGAUAUUGCAGAAUGUAGAUAAUUGUAUCUAUAGUUCCAAAGUUAAUAUAUCAGAAUAUUCACUGUCGUGCAAAUCUACUGGCCUCUAUUGUCAGCACAGUGCAAAUAUAGUUAAAUAGAGGAACAGAACUUGACUGAUUUUAGUCAGAUUGAACUAGAUAUUUCUGCUGUCUGACUGAUUUUUUAAAGAAUGUCUUGGGUGUAAUAUGUAAGGGAGAUAACUAUUAAUCUACACCCGGGCUAUACUGCUUGGCUAGGGAGAACUUCGUCUAAGCACAAUCAGUUGAGUGUAUGACUAGAAAACACAAAGACCUGUCCUGGGUUCAUCUCUAGUAGAGACAUAGACAUUACAAAGAUGUAAUGUGUAGGGAAGCUUGCACAUGGCUGUUAAUAAGGAAAUGUUUGUAAUAUUUUCAAUUACGGAAAUAAAUGUUUAUGUUUAUGUA